AGAGCGAAUCCACGUUUACUCUGAAAGUAAAGUAAAACUACGUCGGUUUUACAAACCUACGCUGUUUUUUUGCAAGGAAAGCAACAGCAAAGUAGAGACACAAAAAAAUCACCGGCCCACCAUUCUAAACCCUUCCUUUUUCUCUCUCCUUCUUCUCCUAUUAUAUAAACACCACCAUUUUACAGUAUUUUAAUCAUUCAAUCUUCUACACCUCUUUUUCUUUUCUUUUUUUUGGCCUCAGACCCUUAAUUUCGAUUGUUAAUUAUCACUGUUCUGCAAUGGCGUCAGGUUCGAACUGGACGCCAAAGCAAAACAAGUUGUUCGAGAACGCUUUAGCUAUCUACGACAAGGAUACACCAGACCGGUGGCACAAGCUAGCCAGGGCUGUUGGGGGGAAGACCGUGGAGGAAGUGAAGUUGCAUUACCAGAACCUUGUGGAUGACAUCAAGCAGAUAGAGUCUGGGCACGUGCCUUUGCCCCCUUACAAGAAAGCUGGAGGGAACAAAGGAUACAACAAUUUCAUGGACGAUGAAGAACCAAGGAUGAGGAAUCUCAGGCUUUAGUGAAGUAUGAACCAGAAAUAGCCUGUAGAAUAUCAACCUUUCAAUAAAAGGAAAUGCAAAGCAGCAAACAUAUAAAUUAUUGCUCUUAAUUUCGUUUACAUUUCCUGCUCAUAUAUAUAUAUGUUUUUUGUGUGCUUGAAUGUAACAAGCAGCCACAACGUUCCUAUACUUGCAUGUAUCAAGUAUGAAAUUAUAGCAUUGGUGCCUUGUUUUUAUUAA
Gossypium arboreum is the source of this 782-nucleotide messenger RNA. RefSeq names its product protein RADIALIS-like 3. NCBI's taxonomy places the organism in Eukaryota, Viridiplantae, Streptophyta, Magnoliopsida, Malvales, Malvaceae. The transcript is spliced from 2 exons. Bases 279 to 563 code for a protein of 94 amino acids. The record is from RefSeq and is a predicted model, not a curated record. Gene Ontology annotation, molecular function: DNA-binding transcription factor activity.